Molecule: messenger RNA, 402 nt
Organism: Ichthyophthirius multifiliis
Lineage: Eukaryota; Ciliophora; Oligohymenophorea; Hymenostomatida
Product: synaptobrevin family protein, putative
Exons: 1
Biological process (GO): Golgi ribbon formation
Source: RefSeq, a predicted model, not a curated record
AUGAUUUCUGAAUUAAGGAAACAUUUUGAAGAAUUAGGAGAUUAUUCAGAGGAACAAGAUUUAGGAUUAAGAUAUCAUGGGAAAAAAAAAGCUGAGAGUUUGAUUAUCUAAUAUAAUAAUAUGGGAGAUAAAGAUAAAAUUGGAUAAAUUUAAAAUAAACUUGCAGAAACAAAAAUCGAAUUAUAACAAGGAAUUAAUAGAGCUAUUGAAAAUGGAAAUAAUUUGGAAUAAACCAAAGCAAAAACUGAGGAAUUAUCAAUGAAAUCGAAUUAAUUAAAGAAUCAGUCUAAAGAAUUAGAAAGUAUUAUGAAAUGGAGAAAUUAUAAACUUAAAAUUAUAUUUGGGUGUAUUAUUUUAGGAGUUGGUUUGUAUAUUUUAGUCCCUAUUAUUGAAAAUGCAUGA